UAAUAUGGCCCAUCAUCAUCGAAUCACGAUGUGAAUCAACAACCAAAAAAAAACGUAUUGGUAAACAUGGAUUUUAUUUAAUCAACAUUCUAUGUGUUAUAAUAAUCUAUAAUAACCACAAUAACAACACAACCUUAAUAUUUUUUUUUUUUUUUUUUGAUGAUACUGAUAAAUAGUGAUUGCAACUAAUUUUGUUUGUGUAUAUCUAUGUGUUGAGGCGUUGUCAUUCUCUAUUUAUCAUCAAUAACUGCGUCAUUUUUUAUUUCGAUGUUGUCAUUGAAUUGAUUAAAAAUUCAUUUAUUCAAGAUAAAUAUUUUACCUGUAUGAUGAAUGAAAAAAAUGGAAAAAAGAAAAACAACAACCUGAAUGCCAUUAAUUUCAUCCAUUGAUUCACAUCAGAGAAUCCAUUUAUCAUCAUCAUCAUCACAGAAAAAAAUUAAGUCGUAUUUUGUUUUGGUGGUUGCUGGAUCUUUUUGGAUUUUUUUCAAAAAAAAAAUGUUUCGAUUUUUUUUCAAUCGAAUCAUAUAUGAUCUACGAUUGUUCUGAUAUUAUAUAAAUAUUUUAUUUUUGCUGCAGCAACAAAUUUCGCUUCCUGGUUACAAUCACACACACACACACAUACAGAUAAAUUAUAUAACAGAAAUUGAAUUCAAACUCAAUUUUCUCCUGAUCAAAUAUCAUCGCACAUUGCAAAUACAUUUGAUUUUGUUUAUUGAUCAACAACAACGAAAUCUUGUCUUCCAUUUUUUUUCGAAUGAUAAUAACACAUUGAUUCAAAAACGGCAGCCCAAAACAAUGGCAAUGGAACAUAAAAAACUAAUCAUUACAUUAUCGAUUAUUGGAUUAAUAUUGACUAUCCUCGGUAUUGUAUUUUUGCCAAUUGGCCAGAAUUUGAUCUCAAAUAUUUUACAUAAAAAAUUGGCCACUUUACCCGAUAAUCCUGGCUAUAUACUAUGGCGUGAUAUGGAUAUACCGAUUUAUCAAAAAUUCUAUCUAUUCAAUAUAACAAACACCGAAGAAAUGUUAUCCGGCGGGCGACCUACGGUAAAUGAAAUUGGUCCAUUUGUUUAUCAUUUAAACAUGACAAAAGGUGAUAUUAAAUUUAAUUCGAAUAACACUAUUGUUUCCUAUGUGGAAAAGAAACAAUUUCAUUUCGACGCAAAUUUAUCAUCAUAUGAUUUACAAACACAGAUAACAAUCAUGAAUAUACCACUGAUAACCGUGUAUAAAAUGUUAAAUUCAAAUUCAAUACCACCAAUAUUAAAGCCAAUCAUACGUGCUAUUUUUAAUCGUUUGAAAUUUAGUUUUUUCAUUACGGCAUCAGUUGAUGAAUUAUUAUUUAGUGGCUAUAAAAGUGAAUUAUUAUGUGAAUUGAAACGAAUACUACCAAAACAAGUGCCAUCAUGUUAUUUUUCAUUAAUGUCAAAUCAAAAUGAUACAUGGUCUGGACCAUAUGUCCAAUAUACUGGUCAUGAUCAAAUUGACCGUUUAACAACGUUAAUAUCGUUUAAUGGAUCAUCCAAAUUAAAUUAUUGGCGUACUGAUAAAUGUAAUCAGAUUAAUGGUACACAAAAUGGUGAACUAUUUCCACCGGCUGGUCAAUUUGGUCAACAUAAAAUUUAUCAAUUUUUUCGUCCAGAUUUUUGUCGUACAUUCAAUUUAACAUUGAACGAAACAAACAUUCAAAGUGAUGUUGGUUCAUUACGUACAGAUCGUUUUCAUAUAGAUCGACAUUCAUUUAUGAAUUCGAUUGAUUAUCCACCAAAUAGUUGUUAUCAAUCUAAAUUAUCAUCAAUUAAAAUGGCUGCUACUUCCAAUGCUUCUACUGCUGCCACUGCUAUGGAUAAUGAUGAAAAACAACGAUGGAAAAGAACGAUUGAUCAAUUAUUGAAAACUUUUAAAUUGGAUUCGAAAGAAAUAAAUCACCUUUUACAUAAUCAAAAUUCCACCGAAUCGAUUAAUGACAACAAAGCGACGAUGAUUAUGAAGCAACCAGUUAUAAAACCAUCAGGUGUUUUCGAUAUUUCAGCAUGUCAACAAGGAGCACCAAUAUUUAUAUCGUUGCCACAUUUUUUAGAUGCCUCUGAUUAUUAUCGUAAACAAUUGAAUGGAUUACAUCCGAAUCGUACCAAACAUGAAUCAUAUAUUGAUAUUGAACCACAAACCGGCACACCAGUCGAUUUUAUUGCUCGUAUACAGGUUAAUGUUGAUUUACAAACCGCUGGUACAUCACAACCAAAAAUGGCAUCAUUAAUAAUGCCUACAAUGUGGCAAAGUUUAACGAUUCAUAUAACACAAGAAAUAGCCAAUACAAUUGAACAGCAAACAAAACAACCACGUAUUAUUGCUUAUACCGUUGCAGCAUUAAUCCUGAUUAUUGGAUCAAUAAUGUUGAUUUAUUCAAUUUUCGUUUGUGUUUUAUAUUAUUGGCAUCGUCAUCAUUUGGAUGAUGAUUAUAAUUUUUUUACUUUCAAAUCGCCCUUUAAAAAACAAUUUUUAUUGAUGACCGAAAAUGCUACAUAUGCAUAUGGUGAUCAAAUAUGCUCAUGGUUAUCGUUGGGACAUGAUAGGAGCAAACCACAACGGAUAUAUUGUCUUGAUGAUAUGAAAAUUGUUCAAGUAGAUUAUGGACGUAAUUUUGUUGCCAUUCUAACUGAUGAUGGACAAGUAUUCCUAGCCAGCAAUGUGAAAUCUAAAUGGGAAACGAAUAAAACAUUACGAUUGAUUUCCAACGAUAAUGAUCAGUUCAAGAUGAUUGCUUGUGGAUGGUCGCAUUUAUUAUUAUUACGACAUGAUGGUCAUGUUUUCGCUAUGGGUCAUAAUGGUUAUGGUCAAAUAACUGGUAAUGAAAAAUCAUCAUAUCAAAGUAUGAUCCACAUUGAUAAUCUAGAAAAUGUCGAGCUGAUAGUUUGUGGAUUUGAUCGAAGUUUUUCAUUAACUAAUAAAGGAAAAAUUUAUUCCUGGGGCCGUAAUGGUCGUGGCCAAUUAGGUCUUGGUGAUGCAAAAAACCGAAACACCCCAUGUCUUGUUGCAUAUCCUAAUGCUGACUUGAUCAAUAUCCGAAUCAAAGAUAUUGUUGCUGGUUAUCAACAUUCAUUAUUUUUAUUUGAAAAUGGUCAACUCUGGGGAUGUGGUUCUAAUUAUGCUGGUGAACUUGGUCUUGGUGAUGAAAAUAAUCGAUCAAUUUUGACAAAAAUACCGAUUGAAAAUGUACAACAAAUUGCAUGUUCAACAUUCCAUAACUUUUCAUUGGCACAUGAUGGAUCAUCGUAUUACGCAUGGGGCGCAACCAAUUAUGACGAAUGGUUAUCACCUAAAAAAUUGGAUGAUUCGCAUUCAUCAUUUGCUUCUGCAUCAGUUCAGAUAUUGAAUUCACCACUCACAUUUGGCCCCACAUUAAUAAUCCAUCCAUUCGGAUCACAUGAUUCAAAAUUGUACCAAUGCAGAUCAAUCAUCCAAUUAUUCAAUAAUCAAGAUAGUUAUGAUGUGGAAUUCAUCAUCGAGGACAAACGUAUUAAGGGGUGCAAAUGUUAUUUGAAAUCUGUAUCCAAAUUUUUUAGUGAUAAGUUUUCUGAUGAUUGGAAGAAAAAAAAUCAGGUAAUGAUCAGUGGUUAUAGCUAUAAUGCAUACAAUGCAUAUCUACGUAUGUUACAUUCGGGUAAAAUUCAUAUUAAUCGUCAAAACAUAACCGAAUUUGUUGAUCUGGCCAAUUGUUAUGGUGAUGAAAAAUUGAUGAAAUAUUGUGAAACAUUCAUACAAAAUGAUCUAAAUGAACAAACUAUGCCCACAUAUCUUCCAUUAAUUAAAAAAUACGAAAUAAAGGAAUUGCACGAUAAGUUCAGAAAUAAGAUAAUGGCAAGAUCACCGAUUGAAAAUAUCGAUAUUGAUUUAUUUCAAUAUGGUUUAAAAAAAAUUGAUCAAGAAUUUCUCCAAUCAGUCGUUUCGAUUUUUGAAUUGUUUCCUUUCUCAGGCACUGAAAUAGAAUUUUUAUUGAUGACCAAAGAAGCUACUUAUGCAUAUGGUGAAGUAAUAUGCUCAUGUUUAUCGUUGGAACAUGAUAUGAGCAAACCACAACGGAUAUCACUUUUAAAUGAUACGAAAAUAGUUCAAGUAGAUUCGAGCCAUGAUUUUGUUGUCAUUCUAACUGAUGAAGGACAAGUAUUCAUAGCCAGCGAUGUUGAUUCUAAAUGGGAAACGAAUAAAACAUUAAGAUUGAUUUCCAACGAAAAUGAUCGUUUUAAGAUGAUUGUUUGUGGAGGGUGGCAUUUAUUAUUGCUACGACAAGAUGGUCAUGUUUUCGCUAUGGGUUAUAAUAGUUGUGGUCAAAUAACUGGUAAUGAAAAAUCAUCAUAUGAAAGUAUGAUCCACAUUGAUAACCUAGAAAAUGUCGAGCUCAUAGCUUGUGGAGAGUAUCAUAGUUUAUCAAUAACGAAUAAAGGAGAAAUUUAUUCUUGGGGCGAUAAUGAUUUUGGUCAAUUAGGUCUUGGUGAUGAAAAAAAACGAAACACCCCAUGUCUUAUUCCAUUUCCAAAUGAUGAUUCAACCCGCAUCAAAGAUAUUGUGGCUGGCAAGUUUCAUUCAUUAUUUUUAUUCGAAAAUGGUCAGCUUUGGGAAUGUGGUUCUAAUAGUGAUGGUGAACUUGGUCUAGGUGAUGAUAUUAAACGAUCAAAGUUGACAAAAAUACCGAUUGAAAAUGUGCAACAAAUUGCAUGUUCAAAAUUCGACAGCUUUUCAUUGGCACAUGAUGGAUCAUCGUAUUAUGCAUGGGGCAAAACCGAAAAUGGCAAAUGGUCAUCACCUAGAAAAUUGGAUGAUCAUCCUACAUCAUUUGUAGCUGCAUCGGCAAUGAUUCUAUCAUCACCACUCACAUUUGGCCUCACAUCAACAAUCUAUGCAUUUGGAUCACAUGAUUCAAUAUCGUACCAAUUCAAAUUAAUCACUCAAUUGUUCGAUAAUCAAGAUAAUUAUGAUGUGGAAUUCAUUAUUGACGAAAAACGUAUUAAGGCGAGUAAAUGUUAUCUCAAAUCUAUAUCGAAAUAUUAUCGAGGAAUGUUUUCCGAAAAUUGGAGUGAAAAUAACCAAGUAAUCAUCGAAAAUUAUUCAUAUGAAACAUACUAUGAAUAUCUACGUAUGUUACAUAUUGGUAAAAUUGAAAUCUGUCAGCGAAACCUAACCGAAUUUGUUGAUCUGGCCAAUUUUUAUGGUGAUGAAAGGUUGAUGGAAUAUUGUGAAACAUUCAUACGGAAUGAUCUAAAUGAACAAACUAUGCCCACAUAUCGUACAUUAAUUAGCAAAUACGAAAUGAAGGAAUUGGACUAUGAAAUCGGAAAUAUGACAAGACCACCGACUGAAACUAUCGAUAUUGAGUUAUUUGAAGAUGAUUUCGAAAACAUCAAUCAAGAAUUUCUCCAAUCAGUCGUUUCGAUUUUUAGUUUUUUUCCUUUCUUAUGCCAUGAAAUGCAAUUUUUAUUAAUGACCAAAGAUGCUACAUAUGCAUAUGGUAAAGAAAUAUGCUCAUGGUUAUCGUUGAAACAUGAUAUGAACAAUCCACAACAGAUAUCACUUUUAAAUGAUGUGAAAAUUGUUCAAGUAGAUUAUGGAUGUGAUUUUGUUGCCAUUCUUACUGAUGAAGGACAAGUAUUCCUAGCCAACGAUGUUGAUUCUAAGUGGAAAACAAAGAGAACAUUACGAUUGAUUUCUAACCAUAAUGAUCGUUUCAAGAUGAUUGCUUGUGGAUGGUCGCAUUUAUUAAUGCUACGACAAGAUGGUCAUGUUUUCGCAAUGGGUGAUAAUAUUUGCUCUCAAAUAACUGGUAAUGAAGAAUCAUCAUAUCAAAGUAUGAAACACAUUGAUAACCUAGAAAAUGUCAAGCUCAUAGUUUGUGGUGGGAUUCAUAGUUUAUCAAUAACUAAUAAAGGAGAAAUUUAUUCUUGGGGCGAUAAUGAUUUUGGUCAAUUAGGUCUUGGCGAUGAAGAAAACCGAAACACCCCAUGUUUUGUUGCAUUUCAAAAUGAUGAUUCAAUCGAUAUACGCAUCAAAGAUAUUAUGGCUGGCCCAUUUUUUUCAUUAUUUUUAUUCGAAAAUGAUCAGCUUUGGGGAUGUGGUUUUAAUAAAAAUGGUGAACUUGGUCUUGGUGAUGAUAUUAAACGAUCAAAGUUGACAAAAAUACCGAUUGAAAAUGUACAACAAAUUGCAUGUUCGAAAUUCCACAGAUUUUCAUUGGCACAUGAUGGAUCAUCGUAUUAUGCAUGGGGCAAAACCGAAAAUGGCAAAUGGUCAUCACCUAGAAAAUUGGAUGAUUCACAUUCAUCAUUUGCUUCUGCAUCAGCUCUGUUAUGCAAUUCACCACACACAUUUGGCCUCACAUCAAUAAUCCACGAAUUCAAAUCACAUGAUCCAAUAUCGUAUCAGUGCAAAUCAAUCAUCCAAUUAUUCGAUAAUCAAGAUAUUUACGAUGUGGAAUUUAAAAUUAACGAAAAUCGUAUUAAGGCAUGCAAAUGUUAUCUCAAAUCUGCAUCGGAAUAUUUUUGUCGAAUGUUUUCCGGUAAUUGGAUUGAAAAUAAUCAAGUAAUCAUCAACGAUUAUUCGUAUGAAACAUACUAUGCAUAUCUACGAAUGUUACAUACUGGUAAAAUUUAUAUUAAUCUUCAAAACAUAACCGAACUUGUUGAUCUGGCCAAUUGUUAUGGUGAUGAAAAAUUGCUGAAAUAUUGUGAAACAUUCAUACGGAAUGAACAAACUAUGCCCACAUAUCUUCCAUUGAUUAACAAAUACGAAAUGAGCGAAUUGCAAGAUAAACUCAGAAACAAGAUAAUAGCAAGAUCACCGAAUGAAAAUAUCUACAUUGAUUUAUUUCAAUACGAUUUCAUAUACAUUGAUCAAGAAUUUUUCCAAUCAGUUGGUUCGAUUUUCAGCUUUAUUUUGGAAGACAAAAAUGAAUUUUUAUUGAUGACCAAAGAAGCUACAUAUGCAUAUGGUGAAGAAAUAUGCUCAUGGUUAUCGUUGGGACAUGAUAGGAGCAAACCACAACGGAUAUAUUGUCUUGAUGAUAUGAAAAUUGUUCAAGUAGAUUAUGGACGUAAUUUUGUUGCCAUUCUAACUGAUGAUGGACAAGUAUUCCUAGCCAGCAAUGUGAAAUCUAAAUGGGAAACGAAUAAAACAUUACGAUUGAUCUCCAAUGAUGAUGAUUGUUUCAAGAUGAUUGCUUGUGGACAGUAUCAUUUAUUAUUGCUACGACAAGAUGGACAUGUUUUUGCCAUGGGUGGUAAUAUUCAUGGUCAAAUAACUGGUUACAAAGAAUCGUCAUAUGAAAGUAUAAUCCACAUUGAUAACCUAGAAAAUGUCAAGCUCAUAGUUUGUGGUGGGCUUCAUAGUUUAUCAAUAACUAAUAAAGGAGAAAUUUAUUCAUGGGGCCUUAAUAGUUGUGUUCAAUUAGGUCUUGGUGAUGCAAAAAACCGAAACACCCCAUGUCUUGUUGCAUUUCAAAAUGAUGAUUCAAUCGAUAUACGCAUCAAAGAUAUUAUGGCUGGCCCAUUUUUUUCAUUAUUUUUAUUUGAAAAUGGUCAACUUUGGGGAUGUGGUUCUAAUAACAAUGGUGAACUUGGUCUUGGUGAUGAUAUUAAUCGAUCAAAGUUGACAAAAAUACCGAUUGAAAAUGUACAACAAAUUGCAUGUUCGAAAUUCCACAGAUUUUCAUUGGCAUAUGAUGGAUCAUCGUAUUAUGCAUGGGGCAACACCGAAAAUGGCAAAUGGUCAUCACCUAGAAAAUUGGAUGAUUCACAUUCAUCAUUUGCUUCUGCAUCAGUUCAGGUAUUGAAUUCACCAAUCACAUUUGGCCCCACAUUAAUAAUCCAUCCAUUCGGAUCACUUGAUUCAAUAUCGUACCAAACCAAAUCAAUCAUCCAAUUAUUCGAUAAUCAAGAUAGUUAUGAUGUGGAAUUUAUUAUUGAGAAGAAACGUAUAAAAAUGUGCAAAUGUUAUCUCAAAUCUGUAUCGGAAUAUUAUCGACGAAUGUUUUCCGGUAAUUGGAGUGAAAAUGAUCAAGUAAUCAUCAACAAUUAUUCUUAUGAAACAUACUAUGCAUAUCUACGUAUGUUACAUACUGGUAAAAUUUAUAUUAAUCGUCAAAACAUAACCGAACUUGUUGAUCUGGCCAAUUGUUAUGGCGAUGAAAAAUUGAUGAAAUAUUGUAAAACAUUCACACAUAGAGAAAAAAUGUAAGCUUCACGGCAUUGCUAAUAAUGUGAAAAAAUGCAUGGUGACAAUUAAAGAGAAAGCUAUUUUUCAAAUCAUUGAUCCGAUUACUGUCUAAAAAUGCAUCAUCAUCAACAGCAUCAUUAUCGUUUUUUUUAUUUGAAAAUCAACUCUUUCAACUUUGAUUGAAUCCACUUUUAAUGAUGAAAUAAUUAUAUUCCUCAAUACA
This is a messenger RNA of Dermatophagoides farinae (American house dust mite), 8422 nucleotides long. The record is from RefSeq and is a predicted model, not a curated record. Lineage: Eukaryota; Metazoa; Arthropoda; Arachnida; Sarcoptiformes; Pyroglyphidae.